CUUCAGCCAUGAGCGACGACGGCGACGCCCCGGCGCUGUCGUCCCACGCGCUCGCCGCCCUGCAGGAGUUCUACAGCGAGAGCGGCGCCCGGACCGGACCGGACCGGUUCACUGUGGGGGAGGUGGAGGAGGACUGGCGGAUGAGUCAGUUCUGGUACAGCGACGAGACGGCGACUCGCUUAGCGGAGGAGCUCGUACGAGAAGCUGGAGAGGGAGGCAGGGUGGCGUGUGUGUGCGCGCCCUCCGUGUACCAGAAGCUGAAGCAGGGCUCGGUGCUCGGCUCGGACCGCGUGGCGGCCGUCGUCCUGGAGUUCGACCGCCGCUUCGCCGCAUACGGCGACGACUUCGUCUUCUACGACUACAACGAGCCGCUGGCGCUCGACGCCCCCCGGAGCUUCGACGUCGUCCUCGCCGACCCGCCGUACCUGUCCGAGGAAUGUCUGAGCAAAGUGUCGCAGACCGUGAAGCACCUCAGCAAAGGCAAAGUGCUGCUGUGCACAGGUGCCGUCAUGGAGAAGCUGGCCGGGGCGCUGCUGGGCGUCCAGGUGUGUGGCUUCCUGCCGCAGCACAACCGCAACCUGUCCAACGACUUCCGCUGUUUCGUCAACUACCCGUCUCGCCUGCUGGACGCCGCCACGCCCCCGAGGGCUUAAUGCCACGCCCCCGAGGGCUUAAAGCCACGCCCCCCGACGGCUUAAAGCCACGCCCCCGAGGGCUUAAAGCCACGUGGCGUUCAAUGAACUCUGACUUUGAUGGAAACACGAGUCUCACUACGAGACGGCGUUCAGCGAGCGCCACUGUUCAACCCGCGGAGACGUUACUUACCAGAACGAUUUGUGCAUCAAGCAAAAGAUGAACUGGACGUGUGUCACCUGGACGUGUUGCAUUGUGGGUAAUGUAGGAUCUGAAAGUGAUCCAGACAAAGUGAUGGACGCUCUGGUCUCGUCUGCUCUGAUUUGUUUUGAAUAAAAUCUGUUUGUUGUGA
This is a messenger RNA of Pseudoliparis swirei, 985 nucleotides long. It is a transcript of the gene eef1akmt1, whose product is annotated as EEF1A lysine methyltransferase 1. The record is from RefSeq and is a predicted model, not a curated record. Gene Ontology annotation, biological process: methylation. The transcript has 4 exons. Bases 9 to 653 code for a protein of 214 amino acids. Gene Ontology annotation, molecular function: protein-lysine N-methyltransferase activity; nucleic acid binding. NCBI's taxonomy places the organism in Eukaryota, Metazoa, Chordata, Actinopteri, Perciformes, Liparidae.